GACUUGGCAAGUCUCGAUGGAAUCCAACUUCUCAUCCGAGCUUUUCUUCAAUGAAGCUGACUUUCGAGUACUGAUACCAAACCUACACAGUCCUGGUCCUUCACCUUCUUUUGAAACUAUCGCAAAAGCCAAACAACGCGCAUUUGCAUUCUAUGAUGAGCCCUUGACUGUGUACCUACUCGCCAGAAUUCCCCAUCAAGUUACAGGCACAGGAGAUGAGGUGACUGAAGCAGUUCGUAGCUUUUAUAGUCAGUUGGAUGUCCACGUUGAAGCAUCUAUUGUUGACAGUCAUUCAGCCAAUGCAAGUCAACGGAAUACCCAAUCCAAGUAUGCCUCUAGCUUACCGUCAACUCCAUCUUCUGUACCAACUUCUCCGAGAAUGACUGUGACACACAAGCAUGAAGGCCCCAGGAAUGCAGCUUCUCCCCAUCUCCCAAAUGAGCCUUUACCCUUCUUUACCCACACUUACAAUAGUCAAAGUAAGGAUUUGGAAAUGACUAUGGCUGAAUAUGAACAGGGGCAUUGUUGUAUAUAUCCUUUAAGCAUUCCGAUCGUAUAUGUCAAGAACAGAGGUGUAAGUCCUCAGCUGCUAAUCAACUUUAACGUCACAUAUCGCCCAAUGGCUAUUACAAGACAAUCGGCAAGUGAUGGAGCUGAAGAUGUCUCUGAGUAUGACAUUGAUAUGUUUGAGACAGUUGAUCUCCUCAGUGGACUAUCAGAUGGUCCUACAUUCUCUUCAAGUGGAGAAAAGCCUUUGCAAAGAUUUGUGAUGGAAACAUCACAAAGCCGUCAAACAAACGGAAGCUUCUUACCAACAAGUCAUUCAAAUGCACAUCUGUUGACUUUGAGACGGCACGUACGGGAAACAAUACCAGUACGUUCUGGACUGAUGGUUAAGAUGAAGACUACGAAUGCAUCCGUGACAGACAAGACUGUAAUGAUGUCCGUUGAACUGGAGAAUCCAUCGGAUACUGGAUCUGUAUUUAUGGUGGAUAAGAUUGAAGUUCAGGUCUCUCACUCUGUAGUGUCAAUGGCAUUCGCCGAAGAGAUUACUUUCCCUGUAACGCUCAAUACACUAGAUCAGAUGGUGUUUUUGUACAAUGUCACUCUUCUGGAAGAUGGAUCGGUUAAGCCUCCUGUCCAACCGACUCGCAUGUUUCCUUCGCGUCGUAUCAACACCAUGCCUGUCAUACCUCCUCCCUCUCACUACCAAGACGAGCGACUACAGCCUCAGCGGGUAUCCAUCCAGGUGUAUGGAGCACCUGUUAUUGAUGGAGUUGUGGCAGCAUCAAUGCAAUCCAAAUGGAAUACAAUGCUGGAUGUGACUGGGAUGCGUCAGAAGCGGGAGGAUCCCAAUCCGCCCGAUCCACGUUUCUCGUCGCUUCUUGCGUCAAAUCAUCCUGUACGUACCCAGAGCUCAUUACCUAGUAGUGUUUCUGUGUCUCCUGGAGCUCGAUCAGUUGGCAGUCCAUUGCACCAGACGGUUGUUGACAACAAGAAGCGUAUUGUGCUAAACUCUGGGUCAGUCAGUCAGUUUGUUACACCCGGACGUGAUCACCGCUCUAACAGCUCUGGACCACUUGGCAACGGUGGAGCCAGAAGAGCACCAGAAGUUGAGAUUGCAGAUGGAAUUGUUGUAUCAUUCACUGUUCCUAGCUUUAUUCAGGUCGGCAAAAUUUUCCCUCUUCACAUUUUUAUUGUGAACCGCUCCAAACACACGCGUCGCUUUUCUGUGAUGAUACCCAGUCGUAAGAGACAUUUACCCGAGGGAUUCAGUAAUGCAACAAAGACAGCACUCCCACUUCUUCCGGCCGAACAGAGGCCAAUUGAGCCAUUUAUAGAAGAAGGAGAAUUCCUUCGACAAUACUUUGAAAAUGAAACUCAUGAAGCAGAUGUUAUUUGUUUGGAAAACAAUGUUCGAUUAAGUCCUCUUGGGCCUUCUACAUCUCAGACAGUCGAUGUUCGCUUCAUAGCUGUAAAAGAAAAGCUACACACAAUUGAUUUGAUUCAAUUAGUCGACCAGGAUACCGGAUUUGUUACCAAUCUCAGACACGUCUUGGAGUUAUUCGUAGAUCCUCAAGAAUAGCAAUAAUAGUAACAAUAAAAAAAAUUAUCUCGUCUU
Messenger RNA from Phycomyces blakesleeanus NRRL 1555(-), 2122 nucleotides. RefSeq lists its product as hypothetical. Bases 17 to 2086 code for a protein of 689 amino acids. Lineage: Eukaryota; Fungi; Mucoromycota; Mucoromycetes; Mucorales; Phycomycetaceae. Gene Ontology annotation, cellular component: TRAPPII protein complex; trans-Golgi network. Gene Ontology annotation, biological process: intra-Golgi vesicle-mediated transport. The transcript is spliced from 7 exons. The record is from RefSeq and is a predicted model, not a curated record.